Messenger RNA from Anastrepha obliqua, 455 nucleotides. RefSeq lists its product as uncharacterized. The transcript has a single exon. Lineage: Eukaryota; Metazoa; Arthropoda; Insecta; Diptera; Tephritidae. The record is from RefSeq and is a predicted model, not a curated record. Bases 60 to 350 code for a protein of 96 amino acids.
UGAAUAAGACGCUUGCUCGUUGGCCGCUCGUCAUAAUUGACUACCUAAAAACGUAAAAUAUGAAAUUUUUAAAAGUUAUUUUGGUGCUGCUGGCGUUAUGUGCAUGCACUUCAGCUAUCACUCGCUUCUCUAGAAGCCAAGAUGAGGAUGACGAUGGAUCAGUGGACGAUGACGUAUCCCAGCCGUUGGGUAUUGCUUCGGUCAAAUCGCGUGCUAUCGCCAUGGAUCGCGGCCUUUGCAGAGAACUGUCGCGCUAUCACCCGCACUACCCACGCUGUCAGGCGUAUUGUGAAAAGCUUAACCACUGGAUGGGAAUGUGCCGACGUGAGAGCUGUCAUUGCUAUUCUUAGGAAAUAAUUAGUGCAAUUAUUUUUGAAUUGCCUUAACCGUUAAAGUUUUGUCCCUUUGACUAGUUGAAAAUUAACUGCAAUAAAUAUUUGAAUAGUGUAAAGUGA